Messenger RNA from Naegleria gruberi, 1079 nucleotides. RefSeq lists its product as uncharacterized. The record is from RefSeq and is a predicted model, not a curated record. Lineage: Eukaryota; Heterolobosea; Eutetramitea; Acrasida; Naegleriidae. The transcript has 2 exons. Bases 39 to 1013 code for a protein of 324 amino acids.
CUCACUUUAUUUCCCUCCAUUUUUUACAUUUCCAAAAGAUGGCGAGAAUCCUUCCGAGGCUACUUGGUGUGUUAGCCUUGAUGAGCAUAAUGAUGGCUGUUGUUUUGUGUGAUGAUCCACUCCCAGUUAUUCCUUCCUAUAAAGAAUAUCAAGUUGAUUUGGAAUUAUUAAAGAAUGAUAACUCACAAUGUACAACUUAUACUUUCCCUGGUGUUUCGUACUGUAAUUUUGUUUAUAAUCAAUUUAUUAAUGUAGAUAUGCCUCCUUUGGAACCAUCAACAAAACAAGGCGCUGAUGGUGUUCAAGUUUUUGUUACUCCAAAGAUUCCAGUUACCGACAUUCCUAGCUACAAGUAUUUAACACCAAAGCACAUUGAUCAUCACGGUAAUGAAACUGAAUCAAUUUCGAGCUCUGAUCCAGGAUAUGAGGAAAUUAUUACCUAUGAUAACACUGUUGAACCAGCUGUUAAACUUUCACAACUCAAAUUUAACUAUUAUAAGAAUUUUACCAAUCCACAAAGAUUUGAAAUUUCAAUUCUUGUCAUGGGAGUUAUCAAAUAUGUCACCAACACAACUGUUAGUGGUAAAGAAGGCGAUGCUAGAGUUGAUAUUAACACUCUUACAUUCCCUAUUGUUUCAAAUUAUUCUAUCCCAUAUUUGAAUGAAAGUGGUGUUGUUGCAACUCUUCACUUCCCAUAUCCAGGUCUCAGAGGUGCCAAUAUUUCUGUUGCUUCACCAACUAAUUAUAAUGUUCAUCACAUUGACAAGACAUUGACCUAUGUUUUCUCUCAAUCACCUGAGGAAUUAGAAAAGGAACCAAUGAGUGCUUUGAAUGUUAGAUUUUUAGCUCAAUAUCCACCAUGUGAUAUCAUGGAAACUCCAACUAUUGCCAUGUGGGCUACCACAGGUACACUUACAAUUUUGACUCUUUUAGUUGUUAUUUCUAAGGGUCUUUUCCAAUUUUUCCAAACUAAGAGUAGAAGAGAUGGAUACAACCCACAAACUGAUUACUAGAUGAAAAUUCGAAUGUACAUAUAAGUAAUAGAUUAUUGCUGUUUAGAAUAAAUUAUUAAAUUUCUC